CGCCACAACUUGGGGGACAAGUUCAAUGGUCGAAUUCCACGUCGUCAUAUCCACGUGUGCAUCCUCAAAUGCUAAGGAGUUGGAAACGUACCCACUGGAUUCAUCUCACUCUCUCUCACACUCACGUAUAAAAUGCCUUCGCCACCUUCGGCCUUCGUCUCUUGCCCCGCCUCUCUCAAACUCAACUCCAACUCCAACUCCAACUCCAUAUAAAAUUAAAAACCAAAAAAAAAGAAAAAAGAAAAAGAGAACUCCUUACAGCAUUAGGAGACGGAAACCCUAUUUUUUCCUUCCGUAAUAUAUUCGAUCAGAAGCCAAAUUAUUCCCAACAACUACUAUCUGUUUUGUUUUGUGUUUCUCCACUGAAAGACUUUCUUUUUUUGUUUCGGAAUUUUUUCUGCUAUACCAAUGGCGGCGGAUAUUUCGACUCCGUCUACGUCAACCUCUCAGCCGCCUCCGUCCCCUGAGGCUGCUAACGGGGUGCCCGCCAACGUGGCGCUGUACGUGGGGGAUCUGGACCCGAGCGUGGACGAGGGGCAACUUUUCGAUUUGUUCGGCCAGGUGGCUACUGUCGUGUCCAUUAGGGUUUUCAGGGAUCAUACUCGGGCGUCCUCUCUCGGCUACGCUUAUGUCAAUUACGCCCACCCUCAUGAGGCUGCUCGUGCUCUGGAAGAUUUGAAUUAUACUCUUAUCAACGGGAAACCUAUCAGGAUUAUGUAUUCUCAUCGAGAUUCUACUAUUCGAAGAAGUGGAUAUGCUAAUGUUUUCAUUAAGAACCUGGACACAUCAAUAGAUAACAAGGCAUUGCACGACACCUUUGCUGCCUUUGGGACUGUCCUUUCUUCCAAGGUGGUUGUUGACAACAAUGGUCAGUCAAAAGGUCAUGGAUACGUACAAUUUGAAAAUGAGGAAUCUGCACAAAAUGCAAUUAAACAAUUGAAUGGCAUGCUGAUAAAUGAUAAAAAAGUCUAUGUUGGACUUUUUGUUCGCCGGGAAGAAAGGACUCAAGCAACUGGAUUGUCAAAGUUUACUAACGUUUAUGUGAAAAAUUUGCCUGAAACCGCUACUGAUGAAGACCUCAAGAAACUUUUUAGCUCCUAUGGUACGAUCACCAGUGCAGUUGUUAUGACAGACGCAGAUGGGAAGUCCAAAUGUUUUGGUUUUGUGAACUUCCAGAGCCCAGAUGAUGCUGCUGUUGCAGUUGAGAAGUUGAAUGGGGCCACUGCUUUUGAUGACAAGGUUUUAUUUGUGGGGAGGGCUCAAAGUAGAGGGGAAAGGGAGGCAGAGUUGAAGGCAAAAUUUGAACAGGAAAGAAUCAGUAGAUACGAAAAAUCUCAAGGUGCUAAUUUAUAUCUGAAAAAUCUUGAUGACUAUGUAAAUGAUGACAAGCUGAAGGAAUUAUUCUCCGAGUUUGGAACAAUAACAUCAUGCAAGGUCAUGGUUGAUUCCCAAGGUCACAGCAAGGGAUAUGGCUUUGUGGCAUUUUCCACUCCACAGGAAGCUGCUAAAGCUCUGGAAGAAAUGAAUGGAAGGAUGAUUGGUCGGAAACCUCUGUAUGUUGCUGUGGCCCAGCGUAAAGAAGACAGAAAAGCCCAGCUUCAGGCACAUUUUUCUCAAAUCCGAGCACAUAGUGGGAUGGCACAGAUGCCUGUAGGAAUUGCAGGAUUUCAUCCUGGGGGGCCUAGAUUUUCCCCACAACAUUUGUAUUUUGGUCAAGGCAAUCCUGGUCUGCUACCCCCUCAGCCUUUUGGCUUCCAGCAGCAACUCUUUCAUGGAAUGCGGCCGGGUAUUGCACCAAACUUUAUGAUGCCAUACCACCUUCAACGGCAAGGCCAGCCAGGGCAGCAAAUGGGUGUGCGUCGAGUUGGAAACCUUCAACAGGUGCAGCAGCAGCAGUUAAUGCAUCGUAACCCUCACCAAGGCUUUCGAUAUGUGGGAAGUUCUCGAACUGGCGUGGAUGCAUCCGUGGUUCCUCAAGGCAUUAUAGGGCCUGUGAUGUCAUUGCCUUUUGAUGGUUCGGGGAGGCCUGCAACUCCUAUCGACAUCCAGCGACCUGGGCAUGUGCAUACUUCAGCACUUCUAUCAGCUUUGGCUUCUGCUAGUCCAGAGAAUCAGCGAGCGAUGCUGGGUGAACAACUAUAUCCCCAUGUUGAGCAGCUUGAGCCCAACAAUGCUGCAAAGGUGACAGGGAUGUUGCUGGAGAUGGACAAGUCUGAGGUAAUCCAUCUCCUUGAGUCUCCAGAUGCCCUAAAGCAGAAGGUGGCCGAGGCAAUGGAAGUCCUCCAUAAAGCUGCCUCGGCGUCUGGUGUUGGUGAUCAGCUUGGUUCCUUGGCACUGAAUGACUGAAGCAAAAGGCUCUUUUUUUCUUUUUUGAGUAAAUAAAUCUAUGUUUGGGAGCCCAUGUUUUACAGGGAGGGCUCAUGAGGUGUCAAUUGUUUGAGGUUUUCUUUGAGAUUAUUGUUUUUUUUUUUUUUUUUUUUUUUUUGUGGGAGGUCCUGUUACUUAUAACACUCCAAAUGUAACACUCGGGUAACACCAUUGACGUUAAAAAAAAUACUGAUAAACUUGUCACGUUAACUAUAAAAAUGAAAAAAAAAAAGAAAAAAAAAGAGAAAAAGAUUGACAAUCACGCCAAUGGUUUUACACGAGUGUUACAAAUAAUUCCUCUCUUUUUUUUUUUUUUUUGCGAGGUUACAUGUUGCAACUUGCAAACAUUUUUUUAGGUCCAGAACUUUUUGGGAUUUGACAGUAUUUUCUUGUUUCUUUAGACUAUUAUCAUCAUCAUCUCUCUCUCUCUCCUUCCUGCCUUGUCUGCAAUUCAGGGUAAAUAUAAGGUAACAACCAUUCACAAA
Molecule: messenger RNA, 2852 nt
Organism: Carya illinoinensis
Lineage: Eukaryota; Viridiplantae; Streptophyta; Magnoliopsida; Fagales; Juglandaceae
Product: polyadenylate-binding protein 3-like
Exons: 7
Coding region: 409-2346 (645 amino acids)
Cellular component (GO): ribonucleoprotein complex
Molecular function (GO): RNA binding
Source: RefSeq, a predicted model, not a curated record